Molecule: messenger RNA, 2762 nt
Organism: Leptinotarsa decemlineata (Colorado potato beetle)
Lineage: Eukaryota; Metazoa; Arthropoda; Insecta; Coleoptera; Chrysomelidae
Molecular function (GO): RNA binding
Source: RefSeq, a predicted model, not a curated record
GGCUCCCAGGUCAUGAAUAGUUUGCUAUCCAGUACAAUUGAUCAAGUGUGAAGUGUUCCAAUCCGCCAUUUUAAUUGAUAUAGUAGUUGAACGAAAGAAGCUGGAUGAUCUACGAAAACAUCAAUUUAAGGAUAGAGUUAGAAACCUGAAAAAGAAAAAUAUCAAUCUCCCCAAUGGAAGGACAUAGAGUUUUCAUUACUGGAAUUCCCAGUGAGACGGAUAACAGAGACUUGGAGUCUUUUUUCAGACCUUAUGGCCCCAUAAGGGUACUUUUCAUUAGAAACCAGCAUGCUUUCGUAGAGUUCCGAAGUACAGCCAAUGCUGAACUUGCCAUAUCCGAGCUAAGCACUGCAAAUUUUCUGGGACAACGUAUUACACUUGAUACAACUCCUAGUGCUUUCUAUGGCGACAGCUGCCUGAUUGUUAGAAACUUAACACCAAAUAUUGGUUGGAGGGAGCUCAGAGAUCAUAUGAACCGAGCUGGGGAGGUUUUUUUCGUUUCAGUCAACCCCGAUCAGGGAAAUGAAGGAAGGGUAUAUUUUACUUCUCAGUUUGGGAUGAUGAAUGCGAUUGAACUACUGCAGGAAAGCGAACUGGAUGGUACACGGAUUCGUUUAAUUCCAUCUGAACGGGAAUCUGGGAUACCCGGCCUUAGUUCUGGCGAACUCGGAGAACAAAGCAAUUCUUCUAGAUCACAUAGCCCAUCGAUAAGUAGAUCUCCUCCCAAUAUUUCCCCUGAAAACAGUCGUUCUAGUAGUUUACAGGAACAAGAAGUAUCUAGUUUGAGCUCACGUAGCCAUAGUUCCCGCAUAGAACAAGACUUGAUAGGAAGAAGCACCCCUCCCAUGUCAGACAGUUCAUCCAGAAGUAGGUCUUCACAGAAUAGUUCUAGAGCACACAAUUCUGAGAGUGCAGACGGAUCUAGUUCUAUAUCUCAGAGCAACUCUGCCCAUCUGCUAAGGAAUACCUCAUUGAUUUCUACCCAUCCACGAUCCCACAGCCCAACAAGAAGUAGCUCCUCUUCCCGGGAGAGUCCUAUCAGAACAACUCGUUCCAAUAAUACAGAGGUCUCCCAUGAAGGGCAGUCCACAGCGGCAUCUCCUCCGAUUAGUAUGGAAGUAGACCUAGACGACACAAGAAAAAAACUCCUUCGUUCUCAAAGAAAGUCUAGGCCUAGAAAUCGUUCUCAAAGUUCAACAGCAAUCAAGAAAACUCGAAACAAUUCACCUGGAACAUCUCGUACUGAUAAUGCAGAAGCUGUUCGAAAUGAAUCCAGAACGAGUUCAAGCAGUCGUUUAUCUCGUCGCAGAUCUCGCAGUCAUUUCGAAAGUGAAGAAAACAGUGAUUGUCUCAACCAGACAAAAGACAGUUCCUCCUCUCAGAGUUGUCAUCCGCAAACAUCUGACUCUAGUAGUGUAGAGGCAAUAAUAGAUGAACUUCGAUUGGGUUCAUUCAGUCCUAGUGCAUGUCAUCUAGAAGAGUCCAGGUCUGAGAGCACAUCCAAAACUUCACCAGCAAAUAUGGAAAUCCUCGAAGGGGAUAGUGCAACCUCUCAGGAUAUUUCUAAUGUAGAUGGAGAUGCAAGUCGGGAUGAACCGAGGCCUACAGCUCCUCAGGACAUUGCGAUGGCGAGUACCUCUAGUUUCGGAUUCACGUCAACAUCUAAACAACCAGACAGCUACCCACCCUCUGAGAGAAAACCUGUGAAGCGCGGUCUGCCUAUGUCUACUUUAUAUGGCAAACGUAUGAAAGAUGACGACAAUGUCAGUGAUAACCCUUCUCGAUGUGACGUUGCCCCAUCUACUUCUGCCGAUGAGGUUCUUCAACAGAAUGAAUUACGACGUAGCUUGCCAAGCUGUAGUACAGGCUCUCCGAGUAGGUUCGAAGACAGAACUCAUUCUAGUAAAACAAUUGUUCCCUGGUUCGAGAGAGAGAAUGAGUCCAGUCCCCGGAGGAGGUACAGACUCAAUAGUUUGGGGUUGAUCCAAGAAAGAAUUGAAAAUAGACUACGCGCCCAAAGUGAAACGCCCGAAGGAGCAUCCACGUCCAGAAUUCGUUAUGAGAAUGACGACAUUCUAAGUCUGUUCAAAUGGCGGUUAGUUUGUCGUAGUGAAGAUAAACUUGUAGGUUACUUCAGGUCCAGGCAUAUUAAUCGAGUUGGUUCAACGAACACAAUCUCUGCGCCUCCCUCCCCGUCUGCAGAUACGGAAGAAAACGUGAACAGACCUAUUUCUCCCAUUCCCUCCACUUCUGCAAGGAAGGCACCGAAACGUUCCAGUUCUAUGCCGGCUUUAAGCACAAAAUCAAAACGUUCUAGAUGUUCUGAAAAAAAAGGCUGUUCUGAAAGUUGGUCAGAUUCCAGUAGUUCUUCCAGUAGUUCUCUUUCCAACAGUUUUUCUUUCAACAACUCGUUAUGACAGAGUGAACGAGCUGAAUACAUGGAAAGAAAAAUGUCUCGUUGAGGCUGUACAGUAAACAAUCGACAAAAUGAUAGAGUUCAUUCAUGAAGAUUUCGUGAAUGACUGAAGAUGUAAUAGGUGUGAUUAUCGCAUUAUGCCUCUUUGGGUACUAUUGAACGAUACCAAAAAGUUGACACUUUUUUCAUUUGCGAAGAUAUUUCUUUCCAAUAUUCCCAAGCAUUCGACAAGCAUCGAAUAAAUUAUCAUUGUUUAAUACCGCCCUGCCAAUCCUAUGGAUAGUAGUGAGGUUAUGUUCAUUUAUAUACCGAAAAAAUCAUGAAUUCUUCAUCAUUUUAGAAAUAU